AUGCUGCUAACGCUUGCUGAUUGUGCUGCUAAGGUUUUAGGACAGGUGCCUGUUUCCACAGUUGAAGCCCAGCAGGAGCUCCAGAGUGUGAAGAUCCUGACGUACCGAGAGCCUCAGAACCCCGAGUACCAGGAGUUUGUCCAGAACCUGAAGGCAGAUGCCAAGGACAUGUUCAACUACACCAUAGAGGACUCACUGAUGAACAUCAUUGCUGGAGGCUUUUAUGACGGCCUGAUGCUCUACGCUCACGCUUUGAACGAGUCCAUGUUGGCGUCCAACGAGCGUCCGAACGGGAAGGACGUGACCCCGAGGAUGUGGAACCGAACCUUCCCCGGUGUGACAGGGCUGCUCCACCUGGAUGACAGCGGGGACCGAGAGACCGACUUUGCUCUGUGGGACAUUGUAGACACCAACAGCACCACCUUCCAGAUCGCUAUGGUGUACAGCACCACUGAGGAGCAUCUGACCGCCAUACCUGGAACACACCUGUACUGGCUGGGCGGAGCCCCUCCCCCUGAUUUUCCUGUCUGUGGCUUCAAGAACGACAACCAAGUCUGUCUCGCAAAGACCAUCACCAUCUACCAGAUGGUCUCCAUCGUGGUCAUCUUCUUCUUCAUCUUGAUCCUGACCAUCGCCAUCUUCAUCUACAGGAGGAUGAAGCUGGAGAAGGAGCUGGUAGCUCAGCUCUGGAGGAUCUCCUGGGACGACAUCCAGAUGAGCGACCUGAACAAGGUGCUGCGGAGCGGCAGCAAGCUCACACUGUCACUGAGAGGCUCAAACUAUGGCUCCCUGAUGACCGGAGACGGGAAUCUGCAGAUCUUUGCAAAGACCGGAUACCACAAGGUGUCAUCUUCCUCAGCCUCCUCACCCUCAUCUUCCUCAGCCUCCUCACCCUCCUCAUCUUCCUCAACCUCCUCGCCCUCCUCAUCCUCCUCGCCCCCCUCAACCUCCUCGCCCUCCUCAUCUUCCUCGCCCUCCUCACCCCCUCGUUUCGAUCUUAAGCUCAGCUCCUGA
Pundamilia nyererei is the source of this 1014-nucleotide messenger RNA. RefSeq names its product atrial natriuretic peptide receptor 1-like. Gene Ontology annotation, molecular function: adenylate cyclase activity; peptide receptor activity; guanylate cyclase activity. Gene Ontology annotation, cellular component: plasma membrane. The transcript is spliced from 11 exons. Gene Ontology annotation, biological process: receptor guanylyl cyclase signaling pathway; cGMP biosynthetic process. The coding region runs from base 1 to 1014 and encodes 337 amino acids. The record is from RefSeq and is a predicted model, not a curated record. NCBI's taxonomy places the organism in Eukaryota, Metazoa, Chordata, Actinopteri, Cichliformes, Cichlidae.